This is a messenger RNA of Acanthopagrus latus (yellowfin seabream), 7720 nucleotides long. RefSeq names its product kinesin-like protein KIF1C. The transcript has 30 exons. Gene Ontology annotation, cellular component: microtubule; kinesin complex; axon. The record is from RefSeq and is a predicted model, not a curated record. Gene Ontology annotation, biological process: microtubule-based movement; cytoskeleton-dependent intracellular transport; vesicle-mediated transport. The coding region runs from base 667 to 4470 and encodes 1267 amino acids. Gene Ontology annotation, molecular function: microtubule binding; ATP binding; ATP hydrolysis activity. Lineage: Eukaryota; Metazoa; Chordata; Actinopteri; Spariformes; Sparidae.
CGGAGCGGCGGGGCCGCGGGGCGGAGCGGCGGGGCCGCGGGGCUGACGGCUGACUGGCUGCUCCCAGCCCGGCUCCUCACUCCUCCUCCGUCGCGGGGACGCGCCCGCACUCACACGCACUCACCCGCCGCGCGGCCAGGCCACCGGCCAGCCUCUCUGCCUCGCGCCCCUCCGGAUCAGAAACUACAUUCUCCGGUAGAACUUCCGUCACACUCGCGGUCCCGUUAAAUUCCCCCCGCCCCCCUCCCCCGAACAGGAGCCGGAGCAUCGGACCGGACCGGACCGGACUAACUCCUGGAUUACCGAGUAGCUCACCCCGGACCCGCCGUGAUUCAGCUCCCAGCAGCGGGCCAGCAGCGGGCCUACACUUCCUCCGGUCCGGUUCUGUCCAAACUUUCCCCCCCCGACCGUCACAGCGACCGGACGGUGACGUCAGCCCCGGGAACAGUCGAGAAGCCGCUGCCGGUUCAGCGGAGAGUUCGCCCGGGACCAGGACCAGGACCGGGACCACGGCUGUCCCCCCGGCUGACCUCCUCGCGCCGGUACUUAUAUCCCCGGUUCGUUCGGAUUCGGCACCGGGCCGAUGGGCUCCGUGUGAGCGGGUCAGCGCGUGGCUUCCACGAGACUCACCGUUUCCUCCGGUCCGGUAGAGGUGAAGCUGACUGAAUGAAAGCAACAAGGUGGGGUGGGCGGAGCCGAGCGAUGGCGGGUGCGUCGGUGAAGGUGGCGGUGCGAGUCCGCCCAUUCAACUCCAGAGAGAUGGGCCGCAACGCCAAGUGUGUGAUCCAGAUGCAGGGAAACACCACCUGUAUCUCAAACCCCAAACAGCCCAAAGAUGGAGCCAAGAACUUCACCUUCGACUACUCCUACUGGUCACACACAACGGCGGAUGACCCCAGCUUCGCCUGUCAGAAGCAGGUGUAUAAGGACAUUGGAGAGGAGAUGCUGCUGCACGCCUUCGAAGGAUACAAUGUGUGUAUCUUUGCGUACGGACAGACGGGUGGAGGGAAGAGCUACACCAUGAUGGGCAAACAGGAGCCUGGACAGGAGGGAAUCAUACCUCAGCUGUGUGAGGACUUGUUCCGGAGAACAGGAGAGAACACAGAUCCGGACCUGACCUACUCUGUGGAGGUCUCCUACAUGGAGAUCUACUGCGAGCGGGUCCGGGAUCUGUUAAACCCAAAGUCCCAGGGGACUCUGCGGGUCCGGGAGCAUCCCAUCCUCGGGCCCUACGUGGAGGAUCUGUCCAAACUGGCUGUGACCGGAUUCAACGACAUCCAGGACCUGAUGGACGCCGGCAACAAGGCUCGGACGGUCGCAGCCACAAACAUGAACGAGACGUCGUCCAGGUCGCACGCUGUCUUCACCAUCGUCUUCACGCAGAAGAGACGAGACCAGAUGACCAGCCUGGACACAGAGAAGGUCAGUAAGAUCAGCCUGGUGGAUCUGGCAGGAAGCGAGCGAGCCGACUCCUCUGGGGCGAAAGGAACUCGACUGAAGGAAGGAGCCAAUAUCAAUAAAUCUCUCACCACGCUGGGGAAAGUGAUCUCAGCUCUGGCUGAAAUGCAGAGCAACAAGAAGAGGAAGAGCGACUUCAUCCCCUACAGAGACUCUGUCCUCACCUGGCUGCUGAAGGAGAACCUGGGAGGAAACUCUCGGACGGCCAUGAUCGCUGCUCUAAGUCCUGCUGACAUCAACUAUGAAGAAACACUGAGCACUCUGAGGUACGCUGACCGGGCCAAACAGAUCCGCUGUAACGCCGUGAUCAACGAAGAUCCCAACGCCAAACUGAUCCGAGAGCUGAAGGCCGAGGUGGAGCGGCUGAGGAACCUGCUGUUCUCCCAGGGCCUGCAGGAGCUGCUGGACAACACUGUCAACAACAACAACGUCCUCGUCGGUCUCGCAGGUGCGUCCCCCUCCCCGCUGCAGCUGGCACUCACAGCCAAUGGGGUCGCAUCGAAGAAUGGCUCCGCCCCUCCGGGUGACUGUCUAGGUGCCGAGCCGCCGUCUGAAGGUGACGCCCCCGCCAACCCCGACCACCUGAUGGAGGACGGCGAGGACGGAGAGGAGGCAGAGCCAAUCAGUAAAGAGGAGGCAGCAGAGAGAUUGCUGGAGACAGAGAAGAUCAUCGCCGAGCUCAACGAGACCUGGGAGGAGAAGCUGAGGAAGACGGAGUCCAUCCGUCUGGAGAGAGAGUCCCUGCUGGCAGAGAUGGGCGUGUCCAUUAAAGAAGAUGGAGGGACGUUGGGCGUCUUCUCUCCUAAAGGAACGCCUCACCUGGUCAACCUCAAUGAAGACCCUCUGAUGUCCGAGUGUCUGCUGUACUACAUCAAGGAGGGCUUCACCAGGGUGGGACAGCAGGACGUGGACAUCAAACUGUCCGGUCACUUCAUCAAAGAGAUCCACUGUGUGUUCGUCAGUGAGACCAACGAGCAGGGAGAAGUGGUCGUCACUCUGGAGCCGCUGAUCGGAGCUGAGACGUACGUCAACGGGAAGCAGAUCAGUGAGGCCGUCGUCCUCAAACAAGGUAACCGCAUCGUGAUGGGGAAGAACCACGUGUUUCGCUUCAACCACCCGGAGCAGGCGAGGCUGGAGAGGGAGCGCAGCCUCCCGGCCGACCAGCAGGGCGAGCCAGAGGACUGGAACUACGCCCAGAAGGAGCUGCUGGAGAAACAAGGCAUCGACAUCAAACUGGAGAUGGAGAAGAGACUGCAGGACAUGGAGAUUCAGUACCGGAAAGAGAAGGAGGAGGCAGAUCUGCUGCUGGAGCAACACAGACUGUAUGCAGACAGUGACAGUGGAGACGACUCUGACAAACGCUCCUGUGAGGAGAGCUGGAGGCUGAUCUCCUCCCUGAGAGAGAAACUACCUGCUAACAAGGUACAGUCCAUAGUGAAGCGCUGUGGACUGCCCAGCAGUGGGAAGAGGAGGGAGCCUCUCAGAGUCUAUCAGAUCCCUCAGAGGAGGAGGAUCAGCAAGGACCCCAAGAGGGUCACCAUGGAAGACCUCCGCAUGCAGGCGGUCAAAGAGAUCUGCUAUGAGGUGGCUCUGGGAGACUUCCGUCACUCCCGUCAGGAGAUCGAAGCGCUGUCCAUCGUCAAGAUGAAGGAACUCUGCCGCAUGUACGCCAAGAAGGACUCCAACGAGAAGGACAGCUGGAGGGCCGUGGCCCAGGACGUCUGCGACACUGUGGGCAUCGGAGAGGAGAGGAGCCCCCCGGCUGAGGAGGGAGGUGGAGGAGGAGGUGGAGGUGGAGGAGGAGGAGGAGAGACGGGGGAGGGAGGACAGAAAAAAAACGUGUACGAUCUGAAGGCCCACAUCGAUAAACUGACUGAUAUUCUGGAGGAGGUGAAGCUGCAGAACAACAUGAAGGACGAGGAGAUCAAAGCUCUGAGGGACAGAAUGAUCAAGAUGGAGAGCAUCAUACCUGUGCAGGACGAUGGUGAGGACGGCGAGGAUGAAGGGUCACCGCAGAGAGACGGGGGCGGGGAGGGCACCCGCCAACCGGAGGUCAGGGUGAAGAAACUGAUGGACGAGGACCCGGCGUUCAGGAGGGGACGUCUCCGCUGGCUGAAGCAGGAACAGCAGCGAAUCUUGAACCUGCAGCAGCAGAACAUCACCAAGAAACUACGAGGACAGACCCAGAACCAGAACCAGGGUCAGAACUCCCCCGUCGUCCCCGUCCACCUUCCUGGGACCGGCCGCUUUAUCCCGCCACAGGAGUGCAAGCUCAAGUUCCCCUUCAAGAGUAACCCCGCCCACCGGUUGUCAUGGGGACCAGCCAGCGCCGCCCUGCAGGCUCUGGGUCUGGGGGAGGGAGGAGAUGGGGGAGAGUACAAGGAGGAGGGAGGAGUGAUGGAGGGUAAAGGUUCUCCCUCACCUCCUCCUCCUCUCCCUCCUCAGGGUCAGACUCCUGCCCUCCUGCCCCUCCCCUUCCAGGCCCCGCCCCCUCGCAUGCGCACGCCCAGCCCUCAUCGCGCUUGGCAACAGCGUAACCAGGGAAACUUCUUCCAAAACAACCAGCACCGCUACCGCCGCAACUCUCUGGACAGCUCCGCCCACGGCAACAGUAACUAUGAUAACAACCAGCAUCAUGGCGGCGGCGGCGGCGGCCACCAGGGGCGACCGAGACAGAGGCGGGGGGUGUCGCCUGUGCCGGGAGGGGAGAGAGGCGGGGGGAGGGGAGGAGGAGGGGGGAGGGACAGAGACGGAGGCUUCCAUUAUAAUCAACACCAGCACCAUCAGUACCACCACCACCCCUACUACAACCCCCACAAUGCACCAUUCCAGCCAGGCCCUCACCCCAACUACCACAGCCUGCCGCGCUCCGGGGUCCCGCCCCCUCCCGACAUGCUGCUGGGGCCGGGUCCACCGCCGCCGCCCAUGGGGUGGGGCUUCAACACCCCGCCCAGGAUGAGACGACAGUUCAGCGCACCGGACCUCAAAAACAACAAGGAGACCCCCAUCUGACCUCUGACCCCAGGGAGGCCUCUGAUUGGCUGCAGGACACUGGGUGGUCUUGAUGCUGUACAGAAUGGGCUGUGUGUGUGUGUGUGUGUGUGUGUGUGUGUCAGCGUGUGUGUGUGUCAGCGUGUGUGUAGCUUGCUCCUAGCCUCUACAUUAGCAUGGGUUAGCUGUUUCCAUGGCGACACUGUUUUAGGAGGUGGAUUCGUUUGUUUUGUAAUUUUUGCAGUCUGUCAAACAGGAAGUGUAUCACAUUAUGAUUUAGAUUUAUUGAUUUCCUUGAAUGCUGAUAUUCUGGUGAUUUUCUGAUCAGUCGUUAAUAACGAGGUGCCUUAAAGCUGAGCUGUUAGCUCCUGCGACUAGUUACUGUUAGCACAAAUCUCCUGUUGAAGCUGUUUUUUACUUAAAGAUGAAGUAUGUCGGAUUGUUCACGGGCGUUUGUACUUAAACGGACUUGAGUUUUAACUGUUAGCAGCUGUUAGCCCAGGAGGCUAACUGGCCUGGUUCAGCCUGAGAGGUCUGUGUUAGCUUGGGCUAGUAAGUUAGCUUGAGUGGGGAGCAACGAGUGGCUUUUCACACUAAUGAACUGAAUCAUCGUAUGUGGUGAAGUGCUACACAAGCCCAAGAUUUGCACAGUUGAAAGAAUUAGCCUAGCCUAGCCUAGCCUAUACAGGGCAGCAUUCAGGUUGUGUGGGAGUGUCAGGUUGUUCGACUUCAGCAGCAGCUUGGACAUGAUCAACAUCCUGUCGAUCACCAGCAACAGAAACAAAUAUACAGACUGAGCGGCACGUUUCAGAAUGUCAGCGCUCUCUGGCUCUCUGGACAAACUCUGUAAUGGCGGCCGAUUACGCCACAUUUGUUUACUGCAGCUCUCGGCCACUUUGGACAUAAACACUAGUUCUCACAUCUGAGCAGCUAAAACUAACAAAUGUUUGACAUUAACAGGUGGAUUCAGCGCCUCGUCUCUCUUUAAAAUGAAUCCUGUGAUGUUGCUGUCAGCCAGGUGAGAGCUGGCCUGAAGCUCGUAGUUUCCGUUUCUCCCAUGCCACUUGAAUGCUGCGUCGCCGAUUGCUACAAACCAAAGAGAGCUGACAGACACACUGCUGUACAGACGGAGGGACGGAGGGACGAUCAUUGUGUCGGAGGGAGGCGAGGAGGCGUUGGAUCUUUUUAAAGCGUUGUGUGUAUAUUUGAAGUGUAUCCUGACUUGUGUUGUGUUUUAUGAAGAUGAAUCUAUUUUACAAACAGGCUGCGACAUUUUGAAACUUGCUUGACUUCAACGUCGCCGGCAAUCGUGGGAAAUGUAGAAAGUGAAGCCUCAUGGGAGAUGUAGAACUUAUUUAACUGACAUGGGAUGAGAUGUAGGAGACCCGAUGGAUUAUGAUGUAUGUAGGGCCGCGUGAGCAAGGAACUCUGGGAAAUGUAGUUUUAGGCUGAAGGGACGAGAGAAGAAGGAAGAGUGAGACACUAAAAGAAAUCUGAGAUACGAUAAGCUUUGAAGAAACACUACGACAUGUUCUGUGGGAUUUGAACCUUUACUGAGUUAUUGUGAGUUUAUUGUUAUUGUGUCGACGUCAGUUGCAGAAAGAAGGGAUGAAGGAUGAACCGUUGCCUUCAUGAGACGUCCGGAAGUUGAAAAUUGUGGCUUUUUCCCGUCUGAUGUUGCAUCUAAUGUCACUUUACUGAUCAACACAAUGAAAUGUGUUGGCGUUAAACUUGUUGUGAGAAAUGUUUUUUUUUUCUAUUGUUGACUGAAUCUGCCAGAAGUAGAAGAAAUAAAGACAUAAAUAAAUAAAGGACUCUAUAAAUCAAUCAAACAUGAGUCAUUGAUGAGUCGGUCUGUGUUCAGAGAGAAGCAGCGACUGUUUCUGCUCCAUGACAGACUUUGAUUAUCUGAUGAGUUGAAACGUCAGAGCAGAUCUUGAAUGCAGCAUCGUGAGAUGGUUCUUUCACUGUUGUGUUCACUGCCCCUCUGAAAUAUAGGAAGUUAUAAUAAGAACCACGGAGCCACAAAUUUCCCACUUCCCACGUCAGACCUGAACGCAGCAUUGGUGUCUAACCUGCCCUGAAUGAUGACGUGUUUACUGUUGGGAGGAGCUGCGAGUUAGCGGCCCUGCCCAAACCCCGCCCACUCAGAGCAAGGCAUUGUGGGAGAUGACGAGUGGAGCGUCUUUGUGCUCCGUGACUUCAAGACCUUAUCAGGUCAGAACCAACCAAUGGGAGCGCUCCUUCGACCGCACAGCGGCAGGGAGUCGCCGUGACGAUGAUGACAAAAACAAAAGGAACUGAUUGUGAUUGGCCAGAGAAGCAUGACAUCAGCAGGAUUUGUUUCCGCCUUGUUUUGCUCUGCUGGCUCUGGAACCAACCAAUCACAGGACAAUCUGGAUAACCUGCUGCCACCACCGGGGCUGAUGGGAAACGAUGUUUCCUUUUUAUGUUUUGUUCUUUUUUUCUGUUUUUAAAAACAAACAUUUUUUAUGUCCAGCCGAGGCUUCUGAUUGGCUCUUUUCUCUUCUUCGUGUAUUCAUUUGCUUCUUGUCCUGAAUAUUUUAACCCCGCCUACAUGUUUGACCUUUGCUUUGUGAUGUCAUCACGUCAUCAUCGCUGUUAUUAAUAUAAUUACGAUUAAGUGUCUUUAAUGUUGGGUUCUGUUGGAUGCUGCUACAGGGAGCUUCACCCUCAUGCAACCGUCUGAGUGUGUGUUUGUGUGUGUGUGUGUGGGUUGGAUGUGUGUGUCCGAGUGUGUGUGUGGGUGUGUUGGACGUGUGUGUUGGAUGUGUGUGUCUGAGUGGUGUGUGUGCGUGCAGGUUAAUUAGAAUCAUAAUCUUUGGUGUGUUUUUGUUAAAGCUGAUUUUAUUGUUUCUUCUAAUCGUCUGUUUAGUUUGUUGUGUUGGAGGUUUGAGGAGGGGGAGGGGCCUGAUGAGGAGGAGGGGCCUGGGGGAUGGGGCAUUGCCGAGGUAACUCUACACAGAAUUCCGGAACAUUCUAGAACCCUCACUGACUGGCCCCGCCCAUUCCCUACAGCCCUGCCACCCUCACGACCUCAGACUCUGUGACAUCACAGCACGAUGUGGCCUCAGGACUCUGGGACACAUGAUGACAUCAUGGUCUAGCCCUCCUCCUAUUGGCUCAGAGCCCCUCAGACGUUUUGUUUCCUUCCUGUCUGUUGUUGUUUUCAUUGUAUCAGGAACCAAUCUCAGGCUCUACCUGCAGACAACACGAUGGCAAUAAAGUGUCGACGAGACUGAAAACUGAA